Messenger RNA from Xyrauchen texanus (razorback sucker), 3052 nucleotides. Its product is annotated as regulator of G-protein signaling 20-like. NCBI's taxonomy places the organism in Eukaryota, Metazoa, Chordata, Actinopteri, Cypriniformes, Catostomidae. The transcript has 5 exons. The coding region runs from base 95 to 1021 and encodes 308 amino acids. The record is from RefSeq and is a predicted model, not a curated record.
UGUGAAACUGCCUUGUAUCAUGAGAAACGCAAUGACUUUGAAUCUUUGUGAAUGUGUUUGCUCUUUGAAAGCAUGGAAAGACUUCAGAUGAGGAAUGUCAUGUAACAGGACUGUUUUAAAUUGGGAGGUCUGGCCCUCUUCUGUGGUACAGAGUUUUCGGCUUUCUCCCUACUUGAUGUGGAGGCAGCUACGGCAUCUUCUCUUGGCCUGUCGGCACGAAGAGGGUUACUUCGCAACAGGAGGUUAUGAAAAUGAGGAUGAGAAUGACAAUACAGAGGACAGAUCAAAGGAUCCCAUUUCCUUUCAGCCCAUGGGAUCAGAGCGGAUGGAGAUGCGAAAGAGACAGAUGUCGGUGCAGCAGGAGUUGGUGGCGGGGACUACAGCACCGACACAGAACGAGCAACCCAGCCAGGGGAACCGUGGCUCCAAUGCCUGCUGCUUCUGUUGGUGCUGUUGCUGUAGCUGCUCUUGGUGUCUUGGAAUCAUGAUGCGUUUACUACCCUGCAGUCUCACUGUUAGGAAUGAAGACAGAGAUGAGAGGAACCGAAGAGCCUCAUAUGAUUUUAAAGCAGAGGGGAAUGCAGACUUUGAGGAGAGUCCAAAACCCACUGCGGAUGAGGUGUGUGCAUGGGGGGAAUCCUUCGACAAGCUAAUGCUCUGCCCUGUUGGAAGAAGUGCCUUCCGGCAGUUUCUUCGCACUGAGUUCAGUGAGGAAAACAUGCUCUUUUGGUUGGCUUGUGAUGAAUUUGCUAAGGAAACCAAUAAGAGCAUCAUUGAGGAGAAGGCGCGGGUUAUAUAUGAAGACUACAUCUCUAUUCUCUCUCCCAAAGAGGUGAGCCUUGACUCCAGAGUUCGGGAGGUUAUAAACAGGAACAUGCUAGAGCCAACAUCCCACACAUUUGAUGACGCCCAGCUCCAGAUAUACACGCUAAUGCAAAGAGACUCAUAUCCACGAUUCAUGAACUCCCAGGUCUACAAAACCCUGCUUAAGACAGUCUCCGAGCAGUCGGUGGAAUCUUAGAUCUUUGUGAUCCUGGUUGAAUUUCCCCUCCCUAUCUUUUAUUUUACCUUUCCUUGUGUAUGUUUAAAAGGACCUAAGAAUAGGUCCUCCCAGGGAUUUUACUGCUAUAGGGAUCUGUACCUGACAAAAAAACACUCAGGUCUCCACGUCACUGGAUUAAAAAAAAAAAGUCUCAAAUCUCCUGAGGGCUCCACAACACAAGUACUGCUACAGAUCAGCAUAGCAAGAUGCUCCAAAGGAUUAUCAGUGCAUUUUGAGGUUUUUAAGAAAAUAAUAUAUUUUAUUUGUGUUGAAGUUUUUAUUGUUUCUAACAAUUUGUUUUUUUAUUUAUGUUUGAAUGAAGAUGUGAUACCAAUUGUGGGCUAUAUACAGUAUAUACAGUGAUAUAUUUAUGAAUUUGUAUUACAUUUCUUCAACCAUUUUCUUGUGUUACAAUGUUAAAAGAAAAGGGAAUUAUGGGUAACCAGUAUUGCCCAUUUCUGAAUAGUGCAUAUGAGAAUCAAAGCUCAAAUCAAGGCAAGAAUUCAGUUGUACCCAGGGGACCCUCUGUGGUACACAGUAUUAUUAUUCAGUAUUAUUAUUCAGUAUACUCCCAGUUAUAAUGACUUGGCAUCUCCAAUGGAAAGAUUACAAUUAUCUGCCAUUGCACUUUGACGUCAGUAUUAAAGGCAGAGACUGAAGUAGGGGAAAAAUAUUAAAAUAACAAAGGACAAAACUUAAAGACAAAAUGCAUAAAAAAGUAAUGUCACAAUGGAUGAUUUUGUCACCAAAUUUAAAUGGAUGAAAAUGGAAAUGAAACCAGCUUUUAAUAUCAGAUAACGUAUCUCAAAAGGCAUAGUGAAAUUAGUUUCCCUUGCUUUUGUAUUCCACAAGAAAAUAUUAAGAAUUUAAAGAAAUAUCCUCCAUCAAUAAGUGUUUUUGUAUUAUUAUUAUUAUUCUGUAUCAUAGCAUUAAAUUAUUCCUAUGCUGCACACAGAAUGAGCAGCUAAGCGAUGGUUGGACAUGCCUAUUCCUCAUCCCAAAGAUAAUAUAAAGACAGAAAGUCUAAUCUCUUUUGUGUACAGUAUGUUGAGGUAGUAAUAUUUUCACGAAUUACCUCUAAUGACUUUGAGAGGAAUAUAACAGAUUUAGCAUGCAGUAUUUUUACUACAGUAUCAAAUGUAUUUACGAUUUAAACAUCUCCCAUUUCUACAGUAUAUAUAGAUCUGAAUGGAAAAGUACAGGCUUUAUUGACAGGACCCUCAUAAGUAGAUGACACCAAAGUAGCCAAGUCAAGUAAAACUGUGUAAAUUAGCGAAGUGGAGCUGCCAAGUUCUUCUGUAUUUUUAGUUCUGUGAAUUACUUUGCUGCCUGACUUUCAUGUCGCUCAAAGACAAGAUCCUCACGUGGGGAAGUGCCUUGACAUUACAUUUUGUGACAUCUCUUUUUUGGCAAUAGUUAAUUUAAACUCUUGCCACAUAUGUAGACUCUGGGCCUUUGAUCAAUUCAUGAGAUGACUUGUCCUGCACAGUAACUUCUGAAUUGAAAUAUUGCACUUCAUUUGCCUCUAGUUUUGAAGUGGAAACAAACACCAUCAGUUUUUUCAAGUGCUAAAGUCAUUAUAUUUAAGGAAUGAGGUUUGUUCGUCAGGUAGAGAUGAGGACAAUUAAUUAAGAUUGUUGAUCAAAGUCCAAACACAUAUCUACCAACAUGUAUUUCAUGGUGGUGCUUUUACUUGUCUUAGACUAAAUUAAUAUGUGCAAUUGACGUGCAAUUUCAGCUGAUGGAUUCACCAUAUAGAUCAACCUCAAAUAUAAUCUAAGCCAAUGGUUUGGCAUUAUACUGCCUAUAAUUUUUUUCUUUCACUCUUUUUGUUGUUGUUCUGUAAAGUAUUAAAAAAAGUGUUAUUUUCCAAUCAUUUUACAUACAAAUUAUAAAACAUUUUUGAUUAAUAAUACAUGAAUGUUUACAGUAAUCAAAUUAGUUUUUUUCCUGUUUAAUUGAAUUGAGAAAUCUUUUUAUUUGUGGGCAUUUUGGAAUCUUUAAGAUACA